Molecule: messenger RNA, 988 nt
Organism: Radiomyces spectabilis
Lineage: Eukaryota; Fungi; Mucoromycota; Mucoromycetes; Mucorales; Radiomycetaceae
Product: eukaryotic translation initiation factor 3 subunit J
Exons: 5
Coding region: 64-777 (237 amino acids)
Cellular component (GO): cytoplasm; eukaryotic translation initiation factor 3 complex
Molecular function (GO): translation initiation factor activity
Source: RefSeq, a predicted model, not a curated record
GCAGCCGUAAGCGAUUUUUUUUUCUGUGUUUUAUUUUCUUUAAUCGAGUGUAUUCCGCGCAUUAUGAGUGAUUGGGAAGAAGAACAGGAUUUCGAGAUCGCGAUUCCUAAGAAGCAAAAAUGGGACGACGAGGAUGUGGAAGAUGAUGUCAAGGAUUCCUGGGAGGAUUCCGAUGAGGAAGAAAAAAAGCCGGCUGCUCCCGUUGUAAAGAAAAAGGUGCCUUUGGCUCAAAAGAUUGCUGAAAAGAAGGCCGCCGAAGAAGCCAAGAGGAAGGAGUUGGAAGAGAAGAAGGCUGCUAUGGCCAAGGCUUUGGAAGAAGAAACCGAAGAGGACGCGUUUGAACGUAAACAACGUCUACGCAAUCUCGAAUUGGAAGCUGAUCUGAAUAGCGCUACUGAUCUCUUUGCUGGCGUGGCUGUCAAUGAUGACAAGCAAAAGCCGAUUGAGGAAUGGAAGCCCAAGACGCGUGUCGAAUUUGAAGCGUAUCACAAACGUUUGGCGGAGAUCAUCGUUGCUCAUUCGAAAUCUAUGAACUACGCCAACUUUGUGGAUCAAUUGGCGCGUGAUUUGUGUGCCCCCAUGAAGGAUAUGGACGUCCGCAAGGUGUCUUCUUCGUUGUCGGCCAUGGCCAACGACAAGCAGCGUCAAGCCAAGGAAGCGCAAAAGUCCAAGAAGAAGGGUAAAGAUAAACCUUCUUUGGUAGGUGCUGGCAAGCCGGCCGCUCGCGACGAUAUGGAAACAUACAAUGCAUAUGACGAUUUUGAUGAUUUUAUGUAAUUGGCUGACGCGUGUGUGUGCUUCAUCAAAAGACUCCCUUACCAAUUUUCCUGCUUCAUUUUUUUUUAUCUUCAAAAAUAUAUUCUCUCUUUGACAUGCAUCUUUUUUUUUUCAUUUAAACAUAUGCUCAUGUGGACUACAUCAUUGGGCCUGCAUACAGACGCGUCACUCGUUUAGUACUGGCAUAUAAAAAUAACUUUUUUUUUUUCGC